AUGCAAGAGCGAAGCAGCGCCUACGUCUUCGCCGGUUGUCGCCACCCUGCCCUCCUACGACAGCGCAACUCUGACCGCCGUAACUACUCAGACACAUCAUCACCUCCCAAAAAUGGUGGCAAUUUUGCCAGGGCUUGGGGAAACGAUAAUGGUGUGAACGUGGCAGGAUCCUCGGUAACCCCUCCACGGCCCAUGGGCCCGGUGCGCAGCUCAGGAUGGGGAAAGCCAGCCUUCGGCGGAGGUGUCUCGUCAGGAACCGCGUCCGGUUCGACCCCCUCAAACCUCGACAGCCGGAAAGUGAACAGUAGUCAGAGCCAUGCAUCCGCUGGAGACGGACUUCUCCCUCACGAGCGUGCUGCGCGAAAAAGAUUACAGAAGCCGGUGCCCUCGGAGCCUCCUCUGACUUCUCGAACCACAUCUCAGCGCGGGCUUGGACUUGGGCAAAGGAGUUCUCGCGAGUCUCCUCGAGGGCCUAUGGAUAAUGCUUCGAUUAAGCCACGUAAUGCAUUGGGUGGUCUGGAAGAAAAGACGUUGCGCACGAACCGUUCCAAAGAACAACCUGAAAAGAGGUGGGGGAACUAUGCAAAUGGUGCAGCAAAAAAGGACUGGAGGCAUCGAGAAUCGGACAGAACCCCUCUUCCUGGCAGCGACAGGAAACUCCCGAGCACCCCUGUACCUCAUCACCGCCAUGCUGUUAGAGAGGAGCUUGGACGGCCACCAGUACAGAAAGGACUCCGACGACAUGAGAGCGGCGGUCUUGGACAGUCAAAUACAGGCGAUGCUGAUGCAUGGGGUUUGCUUACAAGGAAGGCGACCAGUAGCUCUUUUUCCAGCCCGGUCGAUGUCUCAUCCGAUGGCACUCCAAUGACAAAAGAGAGCUUUUUCAACAAGUUCCAGGAACGAAUGGGUGAAAAACGCAAUGGCAAUCACAAAUCAAGCCAACCUGCACGCGCGGAGCCAAGUGCGGUUGUUGAAGAGGUUAUCGAGGUGUCAGAGCAGGCAGAGGAGAAAAUCGAGCGCCGAACAAGAGAAUUCGACGAAUCCUACGAAAUUGAUCGUGAUUCCAAAAGACGCGACAAAGCUGGAAGCCGGCGCGGAGAUGUUUCUAGCUCAUCUCGUGGGAUGAAAAAGUCUGCGUCACAGAAGAGAUGGGAGGACGAGAAUGAGGAAUGGGAUGCGAGGGGUGCUCGACGAGCUGCUGAACGUCGCCAACAAAAAGCCAAGGACAAGGCGCAAAGAAAAGCGUUGGCGAGUGCUGCUGCAACCCAGACCAUCUUUUUGCCCGAGUUUAUCAGUAUCUCUAAUUUAGGCAUGGCGCUCAAGAUGAAGCCGCAGGCUUUUCUCACAUCUUUGGCAGAGAUGGGAUUUGAGGACAUCACCGAAGACAGCAUCAUGACUGGAGAAACAGCAUCUUUGGUUGCGAUGGAAUUUGGUUUCGAGCCAACGGUCGACAGUGGUGGUGUUCGGGAUUUGAGACCUAGGCCACCUCCCGAUGACGUAUCAAGCGUGCCAUCUCGACCUCCUGUUGUUACAAUCAUGGGCCACGUCGACCAUGGCAAGACGACCUUGCUUGAUUAUCUGAGGAAGUCCUCCGUUGCAGCUCAGGAACACGGCGGCAUCACACAACACAUUGGUGCUUUCAUGGUCAAGAUGUCUUCUGGGAAACUCAUCACCUUCCUUGAUACGCCUGGCCACGCUGCAUUUUUGACUAUGCGACAACGUGGUGCAAAUGUCACUGACAUUGUGGUCUUGGUCGUGGCAGCUGAUGACAGUGUCAAGCCGCAGACUUUGGAGGCUUUGAAGCAUGCUAGGGCAGCGAAGGUGCCAAUUAUUGUGGCCAUCAACAAGGUCGACAAGGAAGAUGCCCGACCUGAUCAGGUGAAAGCCGAUCUUGCUCGUCAUGGUGUUGAAAUCGAGGACUUUGGUGGCGACGUUCAAGUCGUUUGUGUAAGCGGUAAAACUGGUCAAGGCAUGGAUGAACUCGAAGAGAACAUUGGCGCCCUUGCAGAGAUCCAGGAUGUGCGUGCUGAAGAUGACGGUAUGGCCGAAGCUUGGGUGCUCGAGGCUAGUGUGAAGCCAUACGGCAAGUCUGCCAAUAUCCUCGUUAAACGCGGCACUUUACGCCCCGGCGACCACAUCGUCGCCGGAACCACAUGGGCCAGAAUCCGAAUUUUGCGGAAUGAGGCAGGUCAGGAGCUGACUGAGGCACCCCCUGGCACACCUGUUGAAGUUCUCGGGUGGAGAGAAGAACUUCCAGCUGCCGGAGACGAAAUUCUUCAGGCCCCGGACGAGGACCGGGCGAGAACUGCCGUUGAUUAUCGUGAAGAAAUGCGCGAACGGGAGAUAUCUUCCAAGCAGUUGGCGGAGCAGGAGCAAAGGGAACGUGAAGCCAAGGCGGCCGUUGAGACGAAUGAGGACGAAGGCGAGGAAGGCCCUAGCAUGAAAACUGUUAACUUUACCGUCCGAGGUGACGUCGUGGGGUCGGUGGAAGCAGUUUGUACGACGAUCAACGAAAUCGGAAACAACGAAGUCAAGUCCCGUAUCCUUUGGUCCUCGGCCGGUCAAGUUUCUGAGACGGAUGUUGAACAUGCAGCGGCGUCAAAUAGCGUCAUUGUCAACUUCAACAGCACGGUCCCCGGUCAUAUCAAAUCUUUGGCUGAAGAGAAGGGCGUCAGGCUCAUUGAUCACACAGUAAUCUAUCAUCUAGCAGAUGAAGUCAAGCAGGUGAUGUCAGAAAGCUUAGCACCCAAAAUUUCUCAAAAGGUGAUGGGCGAGGCUGAGAUUCUCCAAAUCUUCCCUAUCAACAUUAAGGGACGGUCAUACAAGAACAUUGCUGGAUGUAGAGUCAGAAACGGUUUGGUAUCUCGGUCGACCAACGUGCGUGUUAUUCGAAAGGGAGAGAAAGUCUUUGAUGGCAAAAUUGAGACUCUCAAGCACGGAAAGAAGGACGUAGCCGAGAUCAGAAAAGGUUCCGAAUGCGGUAUUUCCUUUGAUGGGUUCACUGAUUUCAUGGUUGGUGACCAAAUUCAAACCUAUGAAGAGGUUAGGGAAAAGAGAAACUUGUAA
This is a messenger RNA of Colletotrichum truncatum, 3066 nucleotides long. Lineage: Eukaryota; Fungi; Ascomycota; Sordariomycetes; Glomerellales; Glomerellaceae. The record is from RefSeq and is a predicted model, not a curated record.